UUGAGUAUCGCAACACGUUGCUCCUCUUCCUCUCACCGAUGUAGACAAAGUUGGGUUUAAUCUGCCAUUCUCGAAGCGAUAGAGACUUCAAAAUCGCUCCAAAUUACUUGCAAUAUAUUAUCGUUUAUUUUUCUUUGAGAAUCGUCAACAUGAUUGGUUUUAGUUUGAGAGCAUUACUUGCAUUAGCUGCUCUGAUGAUCGUACCCGUGUCCAUCGGCAGCGCAGGAGUCGCAAAGCAUUGGACCAUGGAUGUCCGUUGCAUAGGAACCGGCGGUUCGGGCAGUCAUACGCGAGUCGGCCGUGGCCUAAGAAAUAAUGGCUCGAGUUGGGGAAGCAGUCAUUCGACUAACACAUACUUUGUGUUCAAUGAAAAUAGCAAUACCUGCGAUACCCACUACGGCGAGUUCCCCAAGCAUCCCAACUUCUUCCGCACCAAGAACGAUUGCGACAAGUUUUGCCGCAACGUUUACCAUAGUUUGGGUGGAGUGCCUUAGGAGGACUUGAUCCAGCUGGAACCGCCUCGUGUAUGUGAUCAAAAUCGCAGCGGAGGCGACAAGGCUUCAAACACUGCAAAUAAGGCAGCGGUGUAUGAUAAAUCAUAUAAUAUAAAUAUGUGCAUAUGCGUGUGCGUGAACGUUUAUGCGUAUUUUGUAUUGAAUUGAUAUAUUUGAUAUUUUAUUCGAGGCAAAUGUAUUUACGUGUAUUUUAAUAGUUUUUUUUUUCACUCGCAAUUUUAAUAAUUUUUUUCGUGACUCUCGCGAUGCCUUAGCACGUGCAGCUGUCAACUGGUUGACUUUUCUCCGUUCUCGUAUUCGUAACACAAUGGUGAUUGGAAACGAGCAACCGAAGAGGAUUACAUACACGUUGUAUGCGUAAAUGUCAUUAUGUAUGUAUGCGAGGAUUUUUGAGAGGAGCUUACGCAUCGGACGUAUGCCAGUUUUAAUAAUGCAAUUUAAUCGGCUAAAUUGACGUAUGUUAUUACACUGUUUUUUGUAACAACAUGUAUUUUAUACUCGAAUUUUGUAUUCAUGAAAAUUAAAAAAAUUUCUUAACGACA
Molecule: messenger RNA, 1057 nt
Organism: Trichogramma pretiosum
Lineage: Eukaryota; Metazoa; Arthropoda; Insecta; Hymenoptera; Trichogrammatidae
Exons: 3
Coding region: 150-494 (114 amino acids)
Molecular function (GO): serine-type endopeptidase inhibitor activity
Source: RefSeq, a predicted model, not a curated record